AAAGCGCAGCGCCUUUUCCGCCGCCUUCUCCCAGGCGCAAAGCCCGGCUCGAGGAUAUUGGUCUUAAAAGGGAACCUCAAACCACGCUUCCUGCUUUCUCUCUUUAAUUCCUCGCCUGAAAUCUGUCCGGGCAAAAUGUUCAGGUGCGGCCUGGCCUGCUGGAGGUGCAGAUGGAUCCUGCCCCUUCUCUUGGGGAUAGCCAUCAUCUUUGGCAUCAUUGCCUUGGCUGGCAAGGGGUGGCUGGAGUCGGCCGAAGCCCCCUACGUGCGUAAAGCCUGGUUGUGGUGGGACUGUUACAAAAACAAGCCCGACGAUGUGAACUGGCUCUGCAAUUCUCUCAUGGACUACAGUUGGGGCAGAGCUGCUGCUGCUACAUAUCUUGUCGGUUUUGUCAUCCUCUGCAUCUGUUUCUGCUUAGCAGUCAUAGCAUUUUCCAUUGAUAUAUUGCGGUUUAACUUUGUUCGAGGAAUUGGUGGUUUGCUGUUCGUUGUUGCUGCUUUCCAGAUCUUAGGCUUGGUCAUCUACCCAGUGAAAUACACCGAAGAUAUUAGUUUGUCGGGAAGCAACAUGUUCAGCUGGGCUUAUGGUUUUGGUUGGGCAAGUACAGUGAUUGUGAUAGGUUGUGCCUUCUUUUUCUGCUGUCUUCCCAAUUGGGAAGAUGAAGUCCUGGGUAACAUAAAACCCUAUAGGCAUGAUGGCAUUUAACCAGUUUGAUGUGGACUUUAUAGAAGAUACUUUUAAGAAAUAAAGCAAUAUUGUUUCUGACAUAGAUUUAUUUGUUCGUUUGUUUGAAUAACAGUUUAUUUUUAGACAUUCCCGUUUUCAGACUUACUUUAUUAAAAAAAGAGAUUGCAUUCUGAAUUUUGUUAACUAAUAAUAAUUCCUUUCAGGAAUUAAUUGUUUUUGGUAAAGGACAGAAGCUUUGGUGAGGUGAUUUAUUCUAAGAUAAUAUUUUACUGAAUAAAUAUGUAAGGGCUUUUUUAAAACUGUCAAACAAUUUUUGUUUUUAGCCUGUGGUUCAAAAUCCUUAUCCAAAUAUGUAUUAAUAAAAGAAUUUUUGAAAAUAUAGUUAUACAUUCAGUAUACAAUCUUCUAAGCAUUAGAUUCUGUUAAUAUUAUUUUACUGGCAUUUCUGUUAUAGUAAUGCUUCAUAGCUUACUUGAUACUAAAUGAAUUAACACUAUAGUAUUCUGUGUGUGCAGGUUUCCCGUGUUAAAGAAUUUAUGUGACAGCUUCCCUUCCCCCCAUUAUUGGAUGCUUCUAGACAAGGUUAGGUCUGCUCCAUUCAGAUAAUUAGGGUAGAGAAAUUAGCUGUUUUGUGGUUUUUCUGAUCCUCCACUCUCAUUAAAGAAAUCUCUUGAGAGAGAAUGCAUAAAUGCCACUGGUAGUAAUGCCCACAAUUUUCCAUCUGAAUUUACCUGCAUACUUCUUAACAUUUAUAUAUUGAAUAUGUCUCAUAAAUUUAAAUUAGGGAGAAGGUAAAACUUUCGAGUUAUACUUUUCAAUUUCCUUUCUCCUCAAUAUCUGACAACUUUAUUCUCAGUAUAUAGAUUUAAAGCAAAAAAAACAAACAAACCCCAAAACCAAAUAACUAUUAGAUGGCAAAUUUAUUAGGCAAAGAACCAUAGCUGGUUUAUUGGAUAGUUGCCGUUAGAAAGUGCUUUACUGCUGCCGAUCUUCUCCUCCCAUUUUAUCAUGACUACACCCCAUAUGCGUAUUUUGCAUUCAAAUGGCAUUGAAUCAAAGGAUGGAUAAAGAUAGCGCCAUGUAUGGUUGAUUUUUCAAGGUUGUUAAACUUUUGGAUAAGGUUCUGCAGGAUUAGUUACUUGGGAGUGAAAUAAUAGUAGUAGACUUGCCUUUCCAAAUUUAAGCAUAUAUACAGCAUAGCUCACAGAUAGGCAGUGUGAUGUCUAUGGGUGCAGAGAACCUUAGGACGACUCCAGUGGGGCUAGUCAGGCUUCUACAGCAUUGGACUUUAUUUUUUUAACUAAAAUAUAUGGAAUGCUUGCAUGCUGUAAAACAAAAUGCCAGUCCGUGACGUAUUUAUUUACAAGAAUACCUAUGGAUCUCACAUAGAAUCCCCAGUGUUCCAAAAUAAAAGUGGUACUUGGGUGUAGGUUUAGCAAGAGAAAGACAAUGAAAAAUUGCAGCAGUGCAAAGCAUUUGUGAAAUGGGUUAGGGCAGGGGUCAGCAACCUGCAGCUCUGGAGCCGCAUGUGGCUCUUUCACUCCUCUGCUGCAGCUCCCUGUCACUCAAAAUAUGCGUCACAAGCUCCAAUGUGCGACACCCGCCGGCACACGAUUUGUUGAGCUUUUUAACCCCCGGUAGGCCAACCAUGGAUAAAUCCAAGAAAAAAGAAGUUUCAGAAGAAAACAGAACAUUUAAUUCAACUACAUAUGGUAGUUUUGUGGCUGCUCAAGAAACAGGCACGGGAAGGAUUUUGUGGCUCCCGGUGUUUUCUUUUCUAUGGGAAACAGGUCCAAAUGACUCUUUGAGUGUUUAAGGUCACAGACCCCUGUGUUAGGGAGUUAGGGGAAAUAAUCAUGUCACAUUGCCUUUUUAAAAAAAAUUUCUGUGAGUUGCUGCCUAGUUGUCAACACACACUGUGGUAGCCAUUGUGUAAACAGAUAUGGCUUUGGCAGUCAGAAUAUCCAGAUUCCUACAGUACACAUUCAGAAUCCCAACACUAUGGAUGUUUAGUCAACAACAGGACACAGACUUCAGUCAUUCUUAAUCUUAAAUAAACAUAGAGAAGAUUGCAGAGAAUUUAAUAUCAUUAAUCUCAAUAGGAAAAUUAAAUAAUCACCAAAAAUAUUGGAUAGAAUCUGUGACUGGAAUAUGUGAAAACUUUAAUUUACAUUAAGAUAUUUUAAUAUCAUUAAAUCCAUUGUUAACCUGACAGACCUCUGAAUGUACGUUACUUUAAAAAAAAAAAGUUUAUAUACCAUAUAUUUUGUAUCUUUUGGUAGAAGCUUAUUUUGUAUUUGCAGAAAUAUUGUAUAUUCUAAUGUAUAAUUUCAGAUAUGACUGUUUUUGUAUGUUUACAAUUAUUCACAAAGGUUAUCCGCACACUACUGCAUGAAUUAAUUAAUAAAAGUUGCUUAAGGUACAGAAGAAAUUUUCAUGUGAAUCCA
Messenger RNA from Pantherophis guttatus, 3134 nucleotides. RefSeq names its product p53 apoptosis effector related to PMP-22-like. Lineage: Eukaryota; Metazoa; Chordata; Lepidosauria; Squamata; Colubridae. The record is from RefSeq and is a predicted model, not a curated record. Gene Ontology annotation, cellular component: cell-cell junction; membrane. Gene Ontology annotation, biological process: cell-cell adhesion.